UUCCUCUGUACGAGGCGCAUACACGCGGCGAAGCGCACGCGGACAAAGCGGACGUUGCGCGUGCACCACUUCCUUUCUCUUCCGCAGCUCGCAACGCCUCAGCAUGCCGCCCAAGGAUAGCAAGCAGAAGAAGGACGCCGGCAAGUCCAAAAAGGAAAAGGAUCCCGUCAAUAAAUCAGGAGGCAAAGCUAAGAAGAAGAAGUGGUCCAAAGGAAAGGUGAGGGACAAGCUGAACAACCUGGUCCUGUUUGACAAGGCCACGUAUGACAAACUGUACAAAGAAGUUCCCAACUACAAGCUCAUCACACCCGCUGUGGUAUCUGAGAGGCUGAAGAUCAGGGGCUCGCUGGCCAGGGCUGCCCUGCAGGAGCUGAUGGGCAAAGGUUUGAUCAAGCUGGUGUCCAAGCACAGGGCUCAGGUGAUCUACACCAGAAACACCAAGGGCACGGAUGAGGUUCCUCCAGAGAAGGAAGCAUAACAUGAUCCCACCCUGGCUUGCGUUGUGUUUUUGUAUAGGUAAAUAAACAACAACAAAAUGGAA
Messenger RNA from Triplophysa rosa, 541 nucleotides. It is a transcript of the gene rps25, whose product is annotated as ribosomal protein S25. Gene Ontology annotation, molecular function: structural constituent of ribosome. The transcript is spliced from 5 exons. NCBI's taxonomy places the organism in Eukaryota, Metazoa, Chordata, Actinopteri, Cypriniformes, Nemacheilidae. The coding region runs from base 104 to 478 and encodes 124 amino acids. The record is from RefSeq and is a predicted model, not a curated record. Gene Ontology annotation, cellular component: cytosolic small ribosomal subunit.